Lucilia sericata (common green bottle fly) is the source of this 413-nucleotide messenger RNA. Its product is annotated as dynein light chain roadblock-type 2-like. The record is from RefSeq and is a predicted model, not a curated record. The transcript is spliced from 2 exons. NCBI's taxonomy places the organism in Eukaryota, Metazoa, Arthropoda, Insecta, Diptera, Calliphoridae. Gene Ontology annotation, biological process: microtubule-based movement. Gene Ontology annotation, molecular function: dynein intermediate chain binding. The coding region runs from base 13 to 354 and encodes 113 amino acids. Gene Ontology annotation, cellular component: cytoplasm; cytoplasmic dynein complex; centrosome.
AUACUUUUAAAUAUGCCAAAUCAAAAAAAGAAUCAGAAUAAACGGACUCGUGCUUAUGUAGAAGAAGUUUUUCGUCAAAUUGAACAAAAACCAGAUGUAACCGAUAUUAUGAUACUCAAUAAUAAGGGUAAUCCGGUUAAAACGACUAUGGAGAGUUCCUUAGCCAUACAGUACGCUGGUCUCUAUGAAAUAUUGCGCGACAAAGUUUGUAUGGGUUUACAGAAGAUGGAUGCACGUAAUGAAUUAAUUAUGCUUAGAUUAAGAACUACUAAAAAUGAGACCUUAAUAGUUCCGGAUGGUAAAAUUACUAUUGUCGUAACACAAAAUGCCAAAGAUGGUUUUCAAAAUGCCUAACCACUCUUUUAUUUUGAAAAAUUUUAAUUAUUUGUAUUAGCCAAAUGUUUUUUUUAACA